AUGUUUACGAGUGAAAGUGUGCAAGAACAUAUACUUUAUGAUAAAAUAUAUCAAUAUCUUUGGGUUAAGUCUGAGACAUCGAGUCCACCUUCUGUGUUGAUACCUGACACUGUGAUUUUGAUAAGGUCGAUGCCAAUAUAUUGGUAUUUUACAGAUAAGGAGACUGGAGAGGUGAAAAAAAAGAUGAGGAAAAACGUUACGAAAGAAAAUAUAAAAGAAACCUGGUUGAAUUAGGUUGGGAGAUCUGGAGUAGUAGGAUAUCUGCUGCAUUUUAUGUAUAAAUAGCAUACCUUACAUUAUCAAGUGAGAAUUUAGACUUGAAUUAUCCUCCUGAGAAGCUCAAAAUAAGUGGCUAAAUUUAGAUUGUGUAUUUCGAUGAAAAAGGGUUCGAAAACUUUAUGAAUUCAAAUUUGGAGCUUCCCUUUGGAAUACUCUAACGAUACGUUGAGGCAGCAGAUGACAAAAAUUGUAUUCAUCUCAUUAAAAUCAGCAUAAAUAUAGGCAUUUUGGAGUAAGUCAGUUACGCUCUUCACCAAGAGAGUGACAAAGAAAAGUUAUUUGAACAAGUCAAUGAAUAUAUAUGAGAGGCUUUGUACAUUCGAAGGGCCUGAAUAUUUGAGUGAAGCAAGUACGAUAUUAUGAUAAUAUUUACAAAUUAGCUUAAGUGAAGGAUUUCUAAUCUUAACGAAUAUCUGAAUAGAUUGAAAAGAUGAUUAAUCAUUUGGAUGCCAUAUCAUUUGGAAAAUUGAAUAUAAGUUAAGGAACUUUUUAUUUUAAGGUUGACAAAUAAGCUAAAUGUUGGUUCCUAUUUUGUGGAAGUCUAAAAUUCGAUGACGAUAAACAUUUUAAGAAUUAUCCAAAAGAUUUAUACACACAAUCAUAAAUUUAAAUACCAAAAUCAGUGGAUGGAAUUAUGUCAGUGUAUAGUCAAAGACCAUUGCAAUUGAACAAGGAAUCUAAAUGCAUUAAGUGUGGGAACAUUGACAAAGAGAACAAUUUCAUUGAUAUUCCAUACCAUUAUAUUUUAGAUUAAAAUGAAGAAAGCCUGCCUGCUGAUGAAUGGCCAAAUGAAAUUAAGAAAGAGGCCAAAACAGUAAAAGUGGCAGGGGCUAAUGCUGGAACCCAAGCAUUAUUAAAUACAAUAACGUAGGUUCCCUUGGUAUUUUAGAAGAUUCACGAAAAGUUAAAUUACACAAACUUCGAUUAAUUUAAAAAUUCUGAUGGAUUUUUGCAUAAGAAAUUAUAAGUCUGUUUAGAUUGCUACAUAGUAUUAGGUAUAUUAAUCUAAUAAUUUAAGUUGCUCAUCAAGAGAAAGUGUAAAAGGGUUGUGUAAUUAACAAAAUCAGUUAAAAUAUUCGAAUUCGUAAGUCAACAGGAGGAUUUACAAAUGCUAAGCAAUUAAAGGCAUAUUUAAGAUCACAAUAGAAAGAAUAACAGAAGAAAAUAAGUUAGGUGAAAACAACAGAAAGCAAUACAAGCAAAGGAACAUAAAAAAUAAGACCAAUUUAACAAUAUAUCAAUAUGAGAUUACAAAGUUUAAGUCCUUAAUAAAAAUACUCAAUCGAAGUGCCUUCUACUGCAGAUUACUUAUCAUUUAAAACGAAAUCAUCUAACUACGACAGUAAUUUGAAAAUAAGAAAUUUAUAUAACUUGUCUCUUUAAGCAAAAUUGAAUUCUUGA
Paramecium octaurelia is the source of this 1680-nucleotide messenger RNA. Lineage: Eukaryota; Ciliophora; Oligohymenophorea; Peniculida; Parameciidae. The record is from the annotation of a GenBank genome assembly.